AUGAAAACUAUAACCACAGAAUCAUGGCAAUUAAAGUUUCGUAAUACUAUUUCACUUUAUUUUGAUGCAUGCUGUGUAAAUGCUCAAAAUGAACGUACAAAUAAUAUUCCUAAUUCCGUGGAUGCAUAUAUCAAGAUAAGAAGAAAUUCAGGAGCAGUAAUGACAAGUUUUAAUUUAAUCGAGCCCUUGCUUGGAAUUCAAGUUUCGUAUGAUAAUCAAGACUUGCAAAAUCUUAUGGAUAAUCUUAUGGAUUAUUGUAAUGAUCAUAUUUGUUUUACUAAUGAUCUUUACUCGCUCAAAAAAGAAUUAAUGGAAGGUGAAGUUGACAAUAUUAUUGUAGUUUUACGUCAACUGCAUCAAUAUUCUUUACAAGAGGCUAUUACUUAUACAAUAGAUUUAAUCAAUAAACGAAUAUAUUUGUAUUUAAUAAAUGUCUCAAUUUUAAUCAUUGCUUUAAUCAUUGCUAAUUGUUUACCAAUGCAACCUCCUAAUCCAUUGCCAAAGUAUAUAAUUUUUGGGAUGCUGAUAAUGGAAAAUCUUCUUUAG
This is a messenger RNA of Racocetra fulgida, 546 nucleotides long. The record is from the annotation of a GenBank genome assembly. Lineage: Eukaryota; Fungi; Glomeromycota; Glomeromycetes; Diversisporales; Gigasporaceae.